CUGGAGUGUACCGGAAGUGAAAGGAUGCAACACAGAUCCACAUGCCCCUAGUUUCAGCCAAUCGUGGUGUUUCGAGUCAGUCGGUGAAGGAAUUAACCAAUAAGAUUGCGAGUCGUGGUGUUACAGCUCGGGAAUGCAACCUGCUAUCGUUUGUCACCUACGGAUCAGCUGUGCCAUUAUCGUCUGAUAGAAGAGCCGCUGUUGUUAGUGCUUUUCAAGGGAGGCAAGUGCUAACCACCAAAUAUGGCCACAGCACAGUCCGUCUUAAUGUUAGCAGUAUGUAUUCUCAUGAUAACUGAGUUCAUACUGGCACAGAGGGACUACUAUGACAUCCUAGGUGUGCCAAAGGAUGCCUCUGAGCGCCAGAUCAAGAAGGCCUUCCAUAAGCUAGCCAUGAAGUACCAUCCUGACCGAAACAAGAGUCCUGACGCAGAGGCAAAGUUCAGGGAAAUAGCUGAGGCCUAUGAGACGUUAUCAGACGAUAAGAGGAGACUGGAGUAUGACCAGUUUGGACAUGGCCCCUCCCCUGGUGAGCCAGGCACAGGAGGUGGGAGGAGUGGACAGCACUUCCACCAGAACUUUAACUUCAACUUUGAUGACCUGUUCAGAGACUCUGACCUGUUCGGUCAUAACCAGCACUCCCACCACAAGAGGGCCUUCAACAGCCACUUCCAGGCCCACCAACAGGCCCAUCAGAAGGCCCAGAACAGGCACAAGAGACACUUCCAGGGCUCCUUUGGUGGAGAACUCUUUGAUGACGUGUUUGAGGACAUGGAGAAGAUGUUCUCGUUUAACGGACACACGGGCGGGGCGGACAGCCGGUUCCAGGGCUCGGCAAAACAACACUGCAGGACAGUGACGCAGCGCAGAGGGAACAUGGUCACCACAUACACAGACUGUUCUUGAUUGAUCUCUACCAGAAACACAUCCCACUACUCACGGGGUAUGGGUUUAGCUUUUGUGGUUAUUUUGUAAUUACUUUUAAUUUAGCACUUUGGAACAUGGUUUUGGACAGAUAGAAAAUAUGCUAUAAAUAUGUUGAUGCCUAUGGGCCAUAAAACAAACUGUUCUCAAGCAAUACCUUUCACUCAUUUUGGAUAUAAUUUAGCUGGGCUUAUGUAUUAGGUUUUUACUUAUGGAUAUCAUUGCAUGUUACAAUGCCUCCAUUCAGAUUUUAAAUUGACUUUGUUUACAUCAUGCUAUGACAAGCACCGACUCCCAUUUCUCAGGUUCUCUCUUGGCUUCCAUCUUUGAGAGCAGCAAAUGUAUUGAGUUGGGAGAAGGGAAAAAAUAUCACGCUUUCUUUUAUUUUCAUUCUGUAACAUUUGAAAUGGCUAAGCAAAACCAAAGUAAUUCUCUCUUUCAGAAAGAGUUCUUCCAAUAUCGUGAAAGUCAGUGUUAUAGCACAUUUUUAUAUGGCUUAUGCCUUGUAAUUUUAGAGCUUUUGCAUUUGAUUGGGGACUUAUUAUGCCCCCCCCCCCAAUGUGUUAAGUUGCUAUCACUUGAGUUGAAUCUCACCGUGAAGUUGAAGAGAACCUAACUCUAAAUGUGUAUUUAACCAGGCUAUACACCAUUAUCAACUGUUACCUCUAGUUUUUUUUCUGAAAAGUGUGCCUCUGCCAUUUUAUUAUGUGCAAUAUUUGCAGUUGGCACCUUUGUUCUGUUGUCUUUUUGACUUUGCUGCCUGAUUUAUCAUUUUGUGUGAAACCAAUGUUCUGUUAUUGAAUGCUGUCUGCACUUUGUUAAUCCUAAGGAUGAUCUAUUUUUAAAUAUUGAAAGAAUGAGGAGUGGUACUUGUUUGGAAAUAAAAAUAUAUUUACUCUAAGGUC
Oncorhynchus gorbuscha (pink salmon) is the source of this 1829-nucleotide messenger RNA. Its product is annotated as dnaJ homolog subfamily B member 9-like. Gene Ontology annotation, cellular component: endoplasmic reticulum. Gene Ontology annotation, molecular function: misfolded protein binding; protein-folding chaperone binding. Bases 244 to 906 code for a protein of 220 amino acids. Lineage: Eukaryota; Metazoa; Chordata; Actinopteri; Salmoniformes; Salmonidae. The transcript is spliced from 3 exons. The record is from RefSeq and is a predicted model, not a curated record.